Molecule: messenger RNA, 5340 nt
Organism: Pseudoliparis swirei
Lineage: Eukaryota; Metazoa; Chordata; Actinopteri; Perciformes; Liparidae
Gene: card14
Product: caspase recruitment domain family, member 14
Exons: 20
Coding region: 1900-4929 (1009 amino acids)
Biological process (GO): regulation of apoptotic process
Molecular function (GO): protein binding
Source: RefSeq, a predicted model, not a curated record
CCACCGGUUCUUUGAAUGAAAUACAAUAAUAAUUUAGUGUGGAACAACGUUAUCAAAUAAAAACAAAUUACUAAAUCUUUCUUUUUUAGUGCUUUUCUCGAUUCGUGGUUCAUUGGUACGAAAUAUAUUUGAAUGAUGAAUAAAUACUUUUUAUAUUUGUAAUUCUUGCUCUACUAUAACUGCACCACAGGUGAGCUCUACACACCUGAGUCCCAGCUAAAUGAUGCUAACGCUAACCGGGGCCAACAGGAGCUGUGAGUUGUCUCACCUGAAAGUGAAACUUAGUGAGGGAAUAAUACCAGCUCUGAUACAAACAACAACAACAACAUGCAUUCUCCUGUUGGAAUAUACACAAAGAGCUGAGUCCGGGCUCGUCGUGUGUGACGUGUGUUGCUAGUUAUUGUUAUGAGUCAUAAAUCAUUUUUUAUUAAUUAGUUUGCGUUCAGAGUGAAUCUUUGUGACUGAGGAAACAUCCGGCUCAACUUGACGAGGUGCGGCAGGAUUCUGAGAUAAACUCACCACGCCGGUCCCUCGAGCUGCGUCUGCACCUGUCAAUCAUUCAACAGCUGGUCACUCGGCCAAUCAGCUGCUUCCCGUCGAGUGAAUUCAACCAAUGGGAGGGCAGAGACUCCUCCUGAGCCUUUGAUGUGAGCAACGCAGCGGAACCGGCUCCUCAGAGCGAAGGUUCUCUGGGAGGAAGACCUGCAGACCGUCAGUAGAACCUGCAGACCGUCGGUAGAACCUGCAGAACAUCAGAAGAACCUGCAGACUGUCGGUAGAACCUGCAGCCCGUCAGUAGAGCCUGCAGACCAUCAGUAGAACCUGCAGACCGUCAGUAGAACCUGCAGACCGUCAGUAGAACCUGCAGACCGUCAGUAGAGCCUGCAGACCGUCAGUAGAACCUGCAGACCGUCAGUAGAACCUGCAGACCGUCAGUAGAGCCUGCAGACCGUCAGUAGAACCUGCAGACCGUCGGUAGAACCUGCAGAACAUCAGAAGAACCUGCAGACUGUCGGUAGAACCUGCAGCCUGUCAGUAGAGCCUGCAGACCGUCAGUAGAACCUGCAGACCGUCAGUAGAACCUGCAGACCGUCAGUAGAACCUGCAGACCGUCAGUAGAGCCUGCAGACCGUCAGUAGAACCUGCAGACCGUCAGUAGAACCUGCAGACCGUCAGUAGAGCCUGCAGACCGUCAGUAGAACCUGCAGACCGUCAGUAGAGCCUGCAGACCGUCGGUAGAACCUGCAGACCGUCGGUAGAACCUGCAGACCGUCGGUAGAACCUGCAGACCGUCAGUAGAACCUGCAGACCGUCGGUAGAACCUGAAGCAUAGACUUCUAUACAACCAGAGGAGUCGCCCCCUGGUGGCCAGUAGUUGUAAUACAGGAAUAACUAUAUGACUUUAAGUCCUUUAAUUGUUCAUUAAAAUCUAUUGUUUUCUUCCAUUUCUAUGAUGAAGUCAUAUUUGUUUCAUGUCUCUACUUCCCGUCUCACUCGGCUCCUCCUGGAGCCGGUAACGUUGUUUAUUCACCGUAAAGCCUUUAUGAGUUUCAUUAACCCUUUACAGUCUCCACCUGCUUCAAGCUCCGCCCCCAAAGCCUCUCACGGAGGACUUUGCUCUUCACGUGUGUGUGUGUGUGUGUGUCUCACGUUGACUAAUGUUAUUGUUGGUGAGAGCCUCUGAACCAUUUACUGCAUCACAGAGCUCUUGUCUGACAGGUUUUCACACACAGACACACAUAUUUUGACAACAGCUGGGCGUGGACAGCCUGGCCCCUUUUGAUCGUCCUCCAGAGCGUUUCCAGUCAGACGGCUGUGUGCGCCCCGGCGUGAGUCACGUCCUCCAGCUACAGGUGUGUGUGUGUCGCUCCGGUGGAACCUCACCAGAACACCCUCGGCAUGGCGGAGGACUGCACCGUUCCCGAGAGUCCAAAACUCGGGGAGAUGGCGGAGGAGGAUUUGUGGGAACUGAUAAACGACAACCGCCACCGGAUCUCGUUGGGCGUGCGGCCCGGCGUCCUGAUCCCGUACCUGAGGCAGGCCCGCGUCCUCACGGAGAUGGACGAGGACGAGAUCCUGUCCUGCCACAACCUCACCAACCGCAGCAUGAGAACCAGCUACAUGCUGGACCUCCUGCGGACGCAGGCGAGGAACGGCGCGGUGGCGCUGCUGGAGAGCCUGAUGAUCCACUACCCCGGGCUGUACACGCAGGUCACGGGCUGCCAGCCCAGCACCGAGCCGUCCCGGUUCAGCGGCCUCAUCAAGUACUCUGAGCUGACGGAGUACCUGGUCCGCGCCGUGACGGGGAUGCAGAAGGAGCUCCAGGAGGCGCGCUGCGAGGCCGGCAGGAAGGGCGCCCGCUGCGCGUCGCUGGAGCGCGAGGUCCGGGACGUGGCAGCGCUCGCCGACGAGGCCGACCGCCUCCGCGCCGAGAACCAGCGGCUGCGGCGCCACGGCUGCUCGCUGCAGCACGACGUCACCGAGCUCAAGGACGAGAAGUGCGACCUGUACGUGCGCUACGCGGCGGCCAUCGAGGAGAAGUCGGCCGCCAGCGCGCGACUGCACGACCUCAACCUGCAGAUCUACCAGCUGCAGACCGAGCUGCAGAAGAAGAUCACGGAGAACGAGUUCCAGCAGCGCCGCUCGCUGCGCCGCGCCGACGCCGCCGAGACGCCGCAGCUGCAGGAGGAAGUCUGGAGCCUCCGCUGCCGGCUGGUGAAGGCGGAGAAACUGGACCCGGCCCGGCAGGACAUCCUGGUGCAGGACCUCGCCGAGGCCAUCGACAGCCAGGUGGAGCUCGCCGUGCAGCUCAGGUGUUACAGGGAGGAGAACGAGCAGCUGCUGAGGGACAAGCACGCGCUCGUGGACCAGAAGGAGGCUCUGGGCCUGCAGGUCCAGCAGUUGACCCUGGACUGCAACAUGCACCAGCAGAAGAACACCGUGAUCCAGAACCAGAGGAAGGAGCUGCAGGCGGAGAGAGACCAAGCGUACCUGUCCAGAGACGAGGCCCAGACCAUGAUCGCCCGCAUCCUGGCCGAGAAAGACACCCUGAGGUGCCAGCUGGUGGAGCUGCAGGAGCACGUCUUCAGCGCCCAGGCCCGACGCGGAUCCAGAGAACUACGGCGGCCCAGUUGUGACGGGAAGGAGUCGGAGGUGGACUGGGAGAGCCUGACGUCCUCCUUUGAGGAACCCCCAAAGAUCAGAGCCCCCAACAAACGGAGGCUGUGCCGCAUGGAGGCCGUCAACCCCAUGUCAGAUUCCUUCAACUUAGAGCGAGGCGCCUUCAGGUCCCAGGAGGAGAUGACCUUCAUCACGAGGCGUCACACAUCUCUGAUGGUUCCUCCUCAAGUCCAUGUUUACAUGGGGAAUAACAGACGGAGGAAUCUGAAGGUGGUGUUCAUGUCUGUUUGUCUUUUGUUCUUCUCUUGCAGCUUCGAAUCAAUGGAGAAUGAAUUCCUGUUGGACGACUACGUGUUCAUCCCCUGUGUGGAGGGUGAAGACGAGCACAAGCCCAGACUGUCCUCUUCCAAUGAGUCCAGCGUCGAUGGCGCGUCCAGAACCUCGCCGCCCUCCUUCCUGAUGCGCUCUCGCCAGAAGGCGAUCCGUGUGAACGGCCGCGUGCUGAGCCUCUCCCUCCAGGGGGAGGCGCUGCUCGCCCAGCUGGCCGUGGUGGGCGGCAACAAGAGCGGCGUGUUCGUGCACCGGGUCACCGAAGGCUCCGCCGCCCACGCCGUGGGCAUCAGCCCCGGGGCGCAGAUAGUGGAGGUGGCGUACGAGCAGAACCAGAAGGCUCUGAGGAUGGUGCUGGAGGACUCCACCCUGGAGGAAGCUAUGUGGGCUCUGGGCCAGGUCACGGGCCUCUGUCAACUCUCCCUCCGGCCCAGGCAAGAUGACUACGAGGCUCUGCUGCAGCAGCUGCAGAGCGGGCAGAGCUCCUCCGGAGACUCCUUCUACGUCCGGGUCAACUUGACGCUGCCCGCCGGCCCCGCCUGGACGCUCGCCGUGAGCUGCAACGACAUCCUCCACGUCACCAACACGUGGCCCGCCGGCACCGAGGGCGCCUGGCACGCCAGCCAGGUGCACCCCGGUCAGCUGCUGGACCUGCAGAGCGGCAGCGUGCCCAACUACUACAGGGCCCAGAGACUUCUCAUCCGGGCCAUCGAAGACAUGAGCUUCCAAACCAAGAAGUCUCAGAAGGUCUGGCGGAUGGUGUCCCCCAACAAGCAGAAGGCCGUGAGGAUCGUCGGCACCCGGCACCAAGGCAGGAACCCGCUGUGGGUCAGCGUGGAGAAGGAGAACUCCCAGAGCACCGAGUCAGGAGGCGCGUCGGCCCCCAGGAGCUGCCUGACCCUGAUGCCCUACAGCCUGGUGACCCCUCACUUCCCCCGGGUGUGCCGGCCCGUCCUGCUGCUGCCCACCAUCCUGGGACACAUCCUCAGCAAGAAGAUGGCCGACUGGCAGGGCUUCCAGCUCUGUGAGCCCGAGGUGCUGACCCCCGGUGAGCAUGCCGCCCGGCAGCAGCGCUCAGAGAUCCUGGAGGAGGUGCAGCAGGAGAGCAGCUGCUGCUGCUACUCGCUGCAGAGCGUGGAGAAGGUCAUGAAGAAGGGGAUCCACUGUGUGCUGCCGCUCGGGCUGGACUGCGUGCGCCGGCUGCACCGAGCCGACAUCUUCCCCAUCAUCAUCUUCAUCGGCCAAUCAGCUCGCAGCGCACGGAAACUGAAGUCCAAGCUCCAGCGCCACAGCCAGUCGGAGGAGCAGCUCCUGGCGUGCUCGAGGAGCGAGGAGGCGCUGCUGGACAAGCUGCCGUGCCUCCACCGCGGCGUGGCGGCCGACUCGUGGAGCGACCACAGCUCGCUGCUCGCCAGCCUGCGCAGCAUCAUCUGGGAGGAGCAGAAGAAGAUCGUGUGGGUGGAGCCCGACCUGUGGUAGAGACAACAACAACAACAACAACAACAGGAAGGGCUCUUUCAUAACGGGAUGUAGCUUUAUGAUGAAGUUGUAAACACGAGUAUGUAUCUGUGAUACUUCUACCGGGGAUAAUUAUAUAGUUUUAACUUUAUUGUUGUUUACAUGUAAACAUGUAAACACCGAACAGACUAACGACACGUCUUCUACAUAUUUAUACAUCAUUUCCCACGAUGAAGGAUCAGAAUACUUUUAUUUGUCUGAGGAGGAAAUCAUUUGGUCAAUAAACUGUUGUUGCGCCAUAGUUAGCAGCAUUAUUGGGUAUUAUUAUAUUAUUAUAUUGAUUAUCUGCUCCGUGAUUAUUGAUCUCUGAGGUCACUGACUUCUUUGAUGUUUUGCUGGUUUAAAAAAAUAAAUAUUAGUCGUCUCUUUGUA